Molecule: messenger RNA, 621 nt
Organism: Benincasa hispida (wax gourd)
Lineage: Eukaryota; Viridiplantae; Streptophyta; Magnoliopsida; Cucurbitales; Cucurbitaceae
Source: RefSeq, a predicted model, not a curated record
AUGGAUGUCACAUUUCUCGAGGAUAAGCCCUUCUUUCCCGUUAGUCCUCUUCAGGGGGAGAACACUAGUGAAGAGACUAAUGUAUCCACAUAUUCUCUUCCUUGUGUUGAGGAUGAUGUAAUUGAAAAUAGUGAAACUGUUGAGACUACUCCAAAUAAUGCCAAUAUUACUGAUGGCAAUGGGUCAUCAGGAGAGACUCAGGAGGAUGAGGACUUGCUACGUGUAACCGAGUGUGACCACCGACCUAGUACUAGUGAGGAGACAGGUAAAGCAAGGGAGUAUGAUGCCUCUCUUGAUAUGCCCAUUGCGUUGCGGAAAUGGACCAGUAACUUGUCCUUUGAGUUUAGAGCCUUCAUUAUUAACUUAGAUACUGUAACAAUACCGACCAAUGUGCAUGUGGCCAUGGAAAUUCUCGAAUGGAAGGCAGUGGUUAUGGAUGAGAUGAAAGCUCUUGAGACAAAUAAGACAUGGGAUCUUAUGGCUCUCCCUAAAGGACACAAUACUUUUGGGUGCAAAUGGGUGUUCACUGUUAAGUAUAAGUCUGAUGGAACACUUGAUAGAUACAAAGCAAGGAUGGUAGCUAAAAGGCUUACUCAGAUGUACGGGAUUGAUUACUCAUAA